CCAGAAAAAGCCGAAAGCGACACGCGUUUGACUCCGACCCAAUCAGGGCCCGCCACGUGUACUACCCUCCACCCAGCACCGCAAACAUCUCCCGCUUCCUUCCCUUCGAUAUCGGAGGCCCCGAAAUUUGCUCUGGAUUUUUCUUCCCAAUUGCCGCUCGGAUUUUGCGUUUUUUCGAUUCUGUAAUUUCCAAAUCCGAAUUUCCGUAAAUUAAUUUAAUUUUUCCGAAAUCCCGAUACAAAAAAUAAAAAUUUAAUUAUACUGUUUUGAGAUGAUUCAACGGUUCGUUGACAACAUCAUCGCCGUCACCAAAGAGUCAGUGAAGACGUUAACGUACGAAUCGCUGAACAAUAUCGUGCGGCUGAUAAAUGGAAUUUCGGCUCUGUUGCUGACGUUUCUGCCGGGGAAGGCGAACAUUCUCGAAGGCAUUCAUGGAUGGGAGCUCAGGCCCACCUUUCGCGGGCCCAGAUUUCCUCGCUGGAUGGAGAAUGGGGUGUCCUCUUUCAAUCGUUUUGUACACGAGCUUUCUGUGGAUUCUGAUUCUGAUGGUUCGAACCUUGAUUACGCAUACGGAGAUGAAGAUAGUGAUGAUGGCAUAUCUCCUACAUCACCAUCCUCUCAAAGUUCAAGAGCCUCUCGGGCUUCUAGUUUCAGUAAGCGCGAUAGGCGCUGGUCGUGGUGGAUGUGGAUCAGAUACAUAUUUUUCUGGAUUCUGUUUCCAGCAAGGUUUCUGCUUGGGAUUCCAGUUCGCAUUUUGCAAUUGUCUUAUACUAGGUCAUCAAAAGCCUCUUCUGCCCCAGGAAGCAAUGAGGCUUCGCAAACACACCCUAUAAAUAAAGUGCAGAUUCUCAAGGAUUACAUUGUUCACCGAUCCACUGAUAGGAGACGUGGAGUCAUUGAGGAUCUUCAUCUAGCAAUCGAGAUAUUCAUAGAAGCUGUUUUUGAUGUUGUUCACAAGGCAGCACAUUUUGUUCUUUCCCCUUCUGUGGCUUUUAAAACACUAUCAGGAUGGUGUUCACUCAGCAGCGGUGGUGUUCAAGAUAGCCACAGUAGUGAUACAGAAGUUACUGUUCCAACAGCUACACUUGGAGAGAAUGAUCCAGCUCCUAAAGAAAGGAAUACUUCAUUUCAGCAGUCCCUAAAUACCGAUGCUCGGACUUGUCAGGAUGUCAUAACAGAGCUUGGGUACCCAUAUGAAGCUAUUCAUGUGAUCACUAGUGAUGGCUAUGUUCUUCUCUUGGAAAGGCUCCCGAGACGUGAUUCCCGGAAAGCUGUUUAUCUACAACAUGGAAUUUUGGAUUCAUCUAUGGGUUGGGUGUCUAAUGGGGUUGUUGGUUCACCGGCAUUUGCGGCUUAUGAUCAAGGAUAUGAUGUUUUCCUCGGUAACUUUCGUGGCUUGAUUUCUAGGGAACAUGUUAACAAAAAUAUCUCAUCACGACAGUAUUGGCAGUACUCCAUCAAUGAGCAUGGGACUCAGGAUAUUCCUGCAAUGAUAGAGAAGAUUCACCAAGUUAAAACUGCUGAAUUGAAACUUAGUCAACCUGACGUUGACGAAGAAACAAAUGAUGGUCAACCGUACAAACUCUGUGCAAUUUGCCAUAGCUUGGGAGGAGCAGCAAUACUUAUGUACGUUAUAACACAGAGAAUAGAAGAGAAACCCCACAGACUCUCUAGACUGGUUUUACUGUCACCUGCUGGCUUCCAUGGUGAUUCCACCUUUAUGUUCACAGUUGUGGAGAAUGUCUUUCUUCUAUUGGCUCCUCUUCUGGCUCCCCUUGUGCCUGCCUUCUACAUACCAACCAGGUUCUUUCGCAUGCUUCUGAACAAGUUGGCGCGAGACUUUCAUAACUAUCCUGCUGUAGGAGGACUGGUUCAGACCCUGAUGAGUUAUUUUGUUGGUGGGGAUAGCUCAAAUUGGGUUGGUGUGUUAGGGAUACCACAUUAUAACAUGAACGACAUGCCGGGCGUAUCAUUCCGAGUGGCUCUCCAUCUUGCACAAAUCAAGCGUGCUGGAAGGUUUAGAAUGUUCGAUUACGGGAGUGGUUCUGCUAAUAUCGAAGUGUAUGGAUCUCCAGAGCCAUUCGACUUGGGGGAGUACUAUGGGCUUAUUGAUGUUCCAGUUGAUCUGGUUGCUGGACGAAAGGACAAGGUAAUUCGGCCAUCAAUGGUCCGAAAGCAUUAUAAGUUGAUGGAUGAAUCAGGUGUUGAUGUAUCAUAUGGUGAAUUUGAGUACGCCCAUCUGGACUUCACAUUUUCGCACCGAGAAGAACUAUUGGCGUAUGCCAUGUCACGCUUGCUGCUUGUUGAGCCAACUCCAAAGCAGCAAUCCAGUCAGAAGGCCGUAAGGUUGAAGAAGAAAACCCCGGCCAAUAGUUGAUUAAGUUCGAGAAAGCCCAUGCAUAUCCGUCCUUUUUUCUUCAGGAUCUGGCAUGUGCUACAUACUCAGGUGCAGAUUACUGAUAGUCUGUUAUAGAUGAUUGAAUAUGUCGAUACGUCUUACCCCAGGGCAGUCAGUUGUGAGAGUUGCUGCCAUGGUUUCUUCUCCGCCUAUUUUUUCGCCGAAAGUUAACUGUCCGAAGGCAUGAAAAUACCUUGGAUUGAGCUUUGUACAAAAACCCAUAUGUGUAUAUUUUGUAAUGGAUCUAAGAAUCAUGUUGUGUGUCUUGUAACGUUAAUACUGCAUAGGAUGUUUUGUCAAGCGAACGCUCGAACAUUUCCUUUUACAUUGCAAAACUCCACAAACAAUUAGUACUAUGAGAACUGUUUACAUUGUGUUGGUA
This is a messenger RNA of Pyrus x bretschneideri (Chinese white pear), 2780 nucleotides long. RefSeq names its product lipase 1-like. The coding region runs from base 272 to 2377 and encodes 701 amino acids. The transcript has 9 exons. Gene Ontology annotation, biological process: lipid metabolic process. Lineage: Eukaryota; Viridiplantae; Streptophyta; Magnoliopsida; Rosales; Rosaceae. The record is from RefSeq and is a predicted model, not a curated record.